This is a messenger RNA of Closterium sp. NIES-65, 1128 nucleotides long. Lineage: Eukaryota; Viridiplantae; Streptophyta; Zygnematophyceae; Desmidiales; Closteriaceae. The record is from the annotation of a GenBank genome assembly.
AUGGAUAGAAGUAGAGAGGCUGGAGAACUGGGGGGAGUUGCUGGUGGAGGAGUGGGGACUCACCAACCAGCCAACCCUAUGCUACCUACUUCUUCUACACCAUCUCCUAAUACCGUGGAUCCUGUGAAAGCUUUCUCUAUUGAGAAAUUCAUGGGGGAGGACUACGAGCACUGGAGUUUCCGCAUGAGGCUGAUGUAUACCCAAUACAAGCUAUUGGAUUUGGUGGAGGGGAAGGAGAAGAUGCCGGAGGCCGCGGAGCUGAAAGGAGCGUGGAUGAAGCGAUCGUUCGACGCGUAUAUGCUCAUGGUGCAAGCGUCUGCCCUUGCGAUCAACCUCAACUCCCAACAACCCCAAUGGAGCGUGGAUUACAUUUGCGCGCGCAUCCUAGAGGAGGACUUGCGGCGGCGGAGUGUGGAGCGCUCGGAGGAGGGGGCUGGCUAUGGAGUUGGAGGUGGAAAGAGUGGCUUCAAGAAGAAGUGGAAGGGCAAGAAUAAGGAUAACCCUAAGGAGGAUGGCGGCGGGGGUCAAGGGGAGGUGUGCUUCUACUGCAAGAAGCGCGGACAUCGUUGGCGGAAGUGCUACCAACGACCCAAGGAUUGGACCCCGCCUUCAUCAAGCAACCAGCGUGGUGGCACGAGGAGUGGGGGAGUCAUGGGAGCUAGUGGAGAGGAGAAGGAUGAGGAGAAAGGCGGCAAAUCUGAGGAGCGGAAGGCCGGGUUCUUCUUCUUCGUGAACGAAGGCGCAACCGACCACGCUAUGGCAGCCAAGGCGGCAAUGGCGGCAUCUAUGGAGGAGAGCGUUACCGAGGAGGAGCAGCAAGGUGUGCAAGGAGAGGAGCUGAUUGGAGGAAGUGCGGCGGUGAAGGCGUCGGCUACCUCGGGCCAAGCGGAUUGGGAGACUUGGCAUCGGCGGCUCGCACACGUGGCUGUUUCUACAUUGGAGGUGAUGCACAAGGAGAAGUGCGUGCAUGGGCUGCAACUGCAAGGAGAUGGCAUUCACUAUGGCAGCUGUGAGGCGUGCAUGCAAAACAAGUUUGCGCGGUUCUCGUUUCCACGUGCAGAGGGAUCACCGAAGGCGCCGCUGGAGGUGGUGCACAUGGACUUGUUCUUGCAAUUUUGCACACACUAG